This is a messenger RNA of Cygnus olor (mute swan), 6458 nucleotides long. Its product is annotated as cystathionine beta-synthase-like protein. Gene Ontology annotation, molecular function: cysteine synthase activity; cystathionine beta-synthase activity. Lineage: Eukaryota; Metazoa; Chordata; Aves; Anseriformes; Anatidae. Gene Ontology annotation, cellular component: cytoplasm. The record is from RefSeq and is a predicted model, not a curated record. The transcript has 18 exons. Bases 219 to 1952 code for a protein of 577 amino acids.
AUCCCCCUAAUCCCAAAGCCUUUGACGAUGGAGGUUGGGAAGCGUGUUGGCCCCGAUCCGGCAAAGCCACCCCAGCGCGUGUUUACCCAUCAAACAAGCCCGUCUGAUAAGCCGAGACGUGAGCUCCAUGUUCUGCUUUGAAGAAGAUUCCAGUCCUGUGACCCACUGUACUCUUUCUGCUGAAGAAAGUCCAGUCUACUGCGCCUUUGCCUAAGAAAAUGGAGAAACUGAUGUCAGAGAGACCUAUUCCAAUGUCUAAGGAUGAAAUGCCUUCACUUCCUACCCAGCUCAAGCCAGACACAAACUCAUGCCCUCAUGCUCCUGGCAAAUACUUCCUUUCUGGAGGGACAGACCAAGAGGACUGUAAGGCUAACGAUAAGGAGAGGAAGUGGAUCCGUCCUGAUACACCUAGCAAAUGCACGUGGAAGCUCGGGAAACCCAUCUCUGCCUCCCCCCAUCGUCAUGUCACUCUGCCAGAGCCUCCAAACAUCCUGCCGAACAUCCUGAAUAAAGUUGGCAAUACACCUUUGGUGCGAAUCAACAAGAUUGGGAAGCACUUCGGCCUAAAGUGUGAACUCUUGGUAAAAUGCGAGUACUUCAAUGCCGGGGGCAGCGUGAAGGACCGCAUCAGCCUGAGGAUGGUGGAGGAUGCUGAGAAAGCUGGGAUCUUGAAACCUGGAGACACAAUCAUAGAGCCAACCUCUGGAAACACAGGAAUUGGGCUGGCCUUGGCUGCAGCCGUGAAGGGUUACCGCUGUAUCAUUGUGAUGCCAGAGAAAAUGAGUAUGGAGAAGGUGGAUGUUCUGAGGGCUUUGGGUGCUGAGAUUGUGAGAACCCCGACUACUGCCAGAUUUGAUUCUCCUGAAUCUCACGUGGGAGUAGCGUGGAGACUGAAAAAUGAAAUCCCCAAUGCACAUAUCCUAGAUCAGUACCGCAAUGCCAGCAACCCCCUGACACACUACGACACCACAGCUGAGGAGAUCCUGCAGCAAUGCGAAGGAAAAAUAGACAUGCUGGUGGCUACAGCUGGCACAGGAGGUACCAUCACUGGCAUUUCCAGAAAGCUGAAGGAGAAGUGUCCAGGUUGCAAAAUCAUAGGUGCUGAUCCUGAAGGUUCCAUCCUUGCUCAGCCGGAAGAAUUGAACAAGACUGACAAGACGACGUAUGAAGUGGAGGGAAUCGGAUAUGAUUUCGUCCCUACGGUGCUGGAUAGAUCUACAGUGGACCAGUGGUACAAGACCAGCGAUGAGGAGUCGUUUGCGUUAGCACGCAUGCUAAUCCGAGAGGAAGGACUGCUGUGUGGUGGCAGCUCAGGCAGUGCAAUGUCUGCAGCUGUGAAGGCAGCCAAAGAGCUGAAGGAAGGUCAGCGCUGUGUUGUUAUCCUCCCUGACUCUAUCAGGAACUACAUGUCCAAGUUCUUGAGUGACAAAUGGAUGAUUCAGAAAGGGUUCAUGAAAGAAGAAGACCUUGUCAAAAAACCUUGGUGGUGGAACAUCAGUGUUCAGGAGUUAAGCCUCUCAGCUCCCCUGACUGUGCUUCCAACUGUUACUUGUGCAAAGACUAUUGAAAUUCUCCGAGAGAAGGGAUUCGACCAGGUACCAGUUGUUGAUGAAUCUGGGGUGAUUUUGGGCAUGGUUACCCUAGGUAACAUGCUUUCUUCGCUGCUUGCUGGAAAAGUUCAGCCUUCAGAUGAAGUCAGCAAAGUAAUCUACAAGCAAUUCAAACAGGCAGAUAAUCAAGCAUCAGGUGGAAAUGUGAUUAACCUGAAAGACAACUUGGGGAAGCUCUCUCAUAUCCUGGAGAUAGACCACUUUGCUCUAGUGGUCCAUGAACAAAUUCAGUAUCACACCGAUGGCUCCUCCAGUAAGCGACAAAUGGUGUUUGGCAUUGUUACAGCCAUCGACCUGCUCAACUUUGUAACCGCGAGAGAACGGGAAAGAAAGUCCAACUAAAGUCAAGGAGCAGCUCGGAGCCUCUUCAACAAUGUUUUGCAAUCUCCAACAAAAAAAAAAUCAGGUUUAUUUCUUUGGUCGAAUGCUCUGUCCGUAAGGUGUGUGUUUUUUAAAUUCUGGAAAUAAGCAAUGAGCUAUCCUGGUGUCAGCUAUACAGCCAGUGCAUUUUAGCGUAUUGCACAGCUUCUGGGAAUUUGUUUACUAAUCAGGUUACACGAUAUUUCUUGAGACAAUUUAUUUUUAUACCUAUAUAUAUGUAUGUAAAAAUGUUGCCUAAAUUAACUGGUGUGUUCCUUACCUGUUGUCUCCAAGUAUGGCUUUUCAAAAACAUUUUCAGAUGCAUUAAACGUGUUGAAAUAGAGUUACUAAAGCAGAGGUCCAGGAGAGCUCUGGAAAGCUUUUUUUUUUUUUUUUCAUUUUUCCCUUCUUCUCUGUGCAGGGGUGUUAAGUUAGACAAUACAGUGUAGAGACAAAACGGUAUUAGGGUGUGGAGAGUGUUUCCCUUUCGGUGAGAUCAGUGUAAAAUAGGGGGCAAGUGUGAGAGCUAGAGUUGAUGUUCAGUUCAACCAGCUCCUCUGAGACAAAACUGGAGGCCUGACAAUGAACUGACAGAGACAAAAUAGUGACUUUCUUCUACACAGCACAACAGCUUUCACUGCAAAGAUAGACCUUUCUUUUUUUUCCAACUGCACAUUGAUAAGCAUGGGUGGAAAGGUUAGAAAGUAAGAUUGGGCUUCUUGCCUGAAGAAUGCUGUUCCAACUAGUACCUUCUCCUCACCUCCCACCCUCCUCUUUAACUAUGUUUGUGCCUGUUUGUUUUGUUUUGUUUUGUUUUGUUUUUAAAAAGCCAAAGAUAAUCUGUCAGGAGCUGUGAACAAUUUUUUUUUUGAAGUCCUGUUCAAGUACUCCCAAGCUGGAGCACCUUCAUGUAAUGUGGAGUAGGUGAAUACAGCUACAACUUCUUACCCCUUCCAUAAUUCUCUGGAUUUUUUCAGUAGAUUGACUCGUGUAGCCAUGGCAAAGUUUGUUGGCAGUAGCAGCUCAGCCACAGAGUGCUCGGCUCAGUCUUCCAACUGCUGUUAGUGGUAAUGAUGGGUGGAAUCACUCCAUGGUUAAAGGAGAAGAGUAGCUAUUCUUUGUCUUAAUUAAGAUUGCUCUAAUCAUCGUAUUCUGACCGGCCUUUUGCCAAGAAUACAGAUUAUGAUCAGCAAGAGUGACAUUCUUCUUAGCUUAUCUCUUUCCACUGCAGUAAGAAAAUACUAUAGCUGGCUGGGGCUAGUGGUGGUAAGAUAGAAAGUGUUUUUAAAAAAAAAAAAAAAAGCAAUGAAUCAGAUAAGAGAAAACAAAGGUGUUAUUUAAAAACAAAACAAAAAAAAUCACGCUUACUACAUUCCACCUGCUGUAUAUUGAUUUCUUUCUACUCCGCUGGCCUCCCUUUGGCAAUGGAAUUUGCUUUACAUGUUGGAACUGUGUGCUCAGAGAGGUGUCCUCUGUCUCCUGUCAGAGAGCCCUGUCCCACAUCACUGCUGAGCAAAAACAUAAAUCCGACCUUUUGUGGUUCCAUGUUGGGUGAUUCAGGCCUUGAGGAGAGCAGAAAAACGAAGGGAAAUGAGCUCAAAGACAAAGAGGCAACACCAGUGGUGUUGUCUGCCUGCCAAGAGUGUGACAGGCUGUUUGGCCUUCUAGCUGCUGCUUUUUUUUUUUGUGAAUGUUAACAAGUUUUGUAAUAAAGUCUCAGAUUGAUUUCUGUUAACUCUUUAAAGCUGUGUCAAUGGAUGCUAAGUUUGUUCUGUACUUAUUCAGUUUACUUUCUUAAACAUUGGCUGUCCCUUCUGAUUAGGGCAGGUAAUGACGUAACACGACCUACAGUCUCUCUUAAAAAAGCACUUGCAAGUAAGUGAUGUGAGUGGUGGAGACUUGCAGACUAAACAAACGGUUGGGAAUUGGAGGUCGCGUGUUGCUGUCAGGUGAGGGGAGAAAGGAAGCAGCAGAGUCACCAAGGGCGUCUCGUGUCUGUGGCUUGGAUGGAAGCAGAUGACCCUUGCAAUUUUAAUUCCAGCACCUACAGGUUGAUGCUUUAUCCCUCAUGAGUAAAUACUACAGGCUGCUGCUGAAUCUGAGGAAGAACAAAUAACGUUUUAGAUCCACCUUCUGAGGCUUUGUCAGGGUCUGGAUUAAUAUUCUCAAAUUCUCAUUGUGGAAGCUAUACAGCAAGAGUCAACAAUGUGACUCGCUGGGGAGAGGAGGCACCUUCCAAAAAUGAUUCAUCUUUAACACCAGUUGUAGGAAAGGGGUGAAUUACACCAGGAGAUACUUACCUUACACUAUGGUUUAACCAUUAAAUUCAUAUGCUACUUUGGGAUUUAAGACGACUUUUCUUAGGGCUCUGGAAUAAACUGCCAUAACAUUUAAAAUAUAUAUAUAGAUGUGCCACCUCAAUAAUAGUUGGUUCUAGAGGAUGGUUGAAUUUUUUUUAUAUUUUCCUUUAGCCUCACACUUUGUGGUAAUUUCUUUCUCACUGUAGUAGCAACCCCGGCUUCGGUGUUCUGCCUGGGGAAAGCUGAACUGGUGUGAGUACCAGUUAGGUGUGUGUUAAAGAUACUUCUUUCAAAUCUGGAUUAGCUUUUCCAGGCUGAACAGCUCUGCCGUAGACUCUGUCAGUGACAGCCGUAAGAAGUCAUCUUUCAAACUGUAUUUUUGAGCUUACUCCCCAAGGGGUAAUAAAUAAUUUAGCACAGUUAAGGGCAUGGUUCUUGCUUUUAGCAGUUCUUGAAUCAUCUGCUGCUUAGCAUAGACAGUGUGUAAAUGGUCAGUUGUAUCCCUGUAGGUAUUACUAUUUCAGCCAAACUUCUGAACUCCUUUCCCAAUUAUUUUAAAUACUGUUGUCAGGUAUAUUUUCAUACAUAUUGUGCCUUCACUAGAUGCUGCUAACUGAAGUGUUUGCUACAAUUGUUAGCUGUCACUGCUGCUAACUUUUGCCAUUACUGUUGCUCUUAAAAGUUGGCUUUGCGUUUUAUCUGAUUUUUUCCACCCAUUUUUCCAUCUGAUGUUGGCUGUGGGGAGGGGGACACUUCUUUUUUUUUUCCUUUUCUUUUUGUCCCUAUCAAAACUCCAUGUCCCAGCCUAACUGAAUUGCAAGAAAUAUGAGAAGGGUAGAAGGAGAUUCCUAAAAUUCUUUUCAGAAGAGCAGUUCAAGAAGUAAGAUUACUAAGUCAGGGUUGAGGAAGCAGAAGAUUAAUGGGUAGCUUCACCUUUGACACAGAAAAGCGUGACAAUUUUAGCUUGCUAUUUUAGUUUACUGUUCAUAAAUUGAUCUCUGCUGUGUCAUGAAAAGCAGGUAGUAUUGCUGCCUAAGAAAGAAGGGUUGGUUGGAGCCGGCAGGGAAGCAGGGAUGUGACACUAGAGCAAUCCAAGUGAGUAAUCUGAAGUAAUCCAGCUGCGCUGCACUGCACUGCACUGCUCUGCAUGUGUACUUUGCUAGGAGCAGGAGCUGUUUCCCAUUCUAAACUGGCCCAAGAAGAUGGUGGUCACCAGCUGCUCUUAUUGAGAGCAGCAACCCUGUUUGAUCAGGGGAACUGGGGAAAGAGCUGGAGUCACUGAAUGACUAAAAAACUUUCCAGAGCUCUUGCCUGUAGUAGGAAUGAUGACAGCAAGGAGAAGGGGGCUGUGAUGCAAAAGUUUACGAGUGUAAUCCUUUUCUGCAUACUUGGAAGUGUUCUGUCACGUUGAUCCUAGCGAGGAGUUGUAGGGCUGUAUUAAUGCUUGGCUCAUCUGUUUCAAAUACUGUGAGGACCAAGAAAGACGUCUGUUUGCUUGUUUGGUCUUUAACCCAAAGUACAAGUCCAAAGCUUGAACAGAACUCUUUUUUUAAAUUACUUUUUCCUGAAGUGGGUGCCUGCAUCUUCUGUUUACCUGUACUGGUUAAGCAAAUGCUGACCAUAAGCGUGAAAACUAUUUUGCACAUGGUUAUUUAUAUAAACAAUUUAUGCUGUGUUUGUGUCACUGUAAGAGAAUAUCAGUCCUCCUGCUUUAAUGUUGGCUCUGUGAAAAUCCUGUUGUUUCCUCACCUGAAGUCAAUUAUCCAGUAAAAACUGUAUAUUUUGCAAGAAGUUAUCAGGCAACAACGUAAGGAUCACUUUGAAGUUGUAAUGACCAAUAUUACUUCCCACUUUUUCCACAAGCUAUGGCUGACUCCAGAACACUGUAUAGCUGAGGUUCCUCCAAGCAGACAGACUAGUCUCCUCUGCCAACCAAGCUCAUCAAUAAAUGGUUUCUGGAAACUUUGGUGUGGAUUUCACACAGCAUGCUCACUGUUAGGAGCUGCCUAGCAUUGCCACCGUCGUACAGCAGCCUGUCUUACUGCGUAGUGUCAACACGCUACAGUGACAAAGGGAAGUCUUUUUAUGCUUUUAGGAGCUGGGAGAAAUCAAUACUAUGUGCUGUAUUUAUUGCACAAACAUUCACAAUACAAUAUAAAUAAUUCAAUAAAAGCUGAUUGCAGAAUGA